Messenger RNA from Aspergillus nidulans FGSC A4, 2538 nucleotides. RefSeq names its product annexin ANXC4 (gene anxc4). The coding region runs from base 1 to 2538 and encodes 845 amino acids. The record is from RefSeq and is a predicted model, not a curated record. Lineage: Eukaryota; Fungi; Ascomycota; Eurotiomycetes; Eurotiales; Aspergillaceae. Gene Ontology annotation, molecular function: calcium-dependent phospholipid binding; calcium ion binding. The transcript is spliced from 2 exons.
AUGUCUCUCCAGGUCAACGACCCACGGUCGCGAGGCCGGUCCAGGUCCCCCAGCGGCCGGACCCGUGAUCGUUCCACGUCCCGCGACCCUCGCCUGCCUUCUCCUGGCCCUGGCCCCGAUCCCGCAAGGAAGAGCGGUUAUCUACUCGCCGAAACUGUCGACGAGAAAGCGCGCACGAGGUCCAGAAGUCGGGGCGCCAGCCCCCUCCGUGGUUACCGUAAGACGUCUCGCUACGACUCUGACUCGGAGCACGAGCGUGAACGCGAGCGGGAACGCGAGGCUAGAGAUUCAUAUACACGCUUACGGAACGAUCGCGACUACUACUAUCAUUCCGAUUCUGGAGAGAGUCGAGGCGCGACGAAGCGGAGCAGCCAGCGGUAUUCUCAGCCGCCGCAGCGGAGUUCCGCGCAGCUUGAUGCGUAUUCGGAUGAAGACAUUUAUUCGGAUUCAGACGAUGAUUUAGCCUACGGCGAUAUUCCUGGAAGUUUGGAGCGUGGAUACUAUGGGUACAAGGGCAAUUCCGCCGCGACGCGGCCUCCUUCAGAGAAGCCGCUCAUGACGGGAGCGCUCAAUGCGGGAACUAGUCCUAGGCAUAGUGCAGAGGCAGUCAGUGGCUAUUCUAGAUAUGCCCCAGGUCACCCUGCGCGCACGGGGCCGCCUACUUCAGAGACACAGUCUGCCUGGGCACCUGUACCAGAUUGUGAGAAGCCGGGCUUCGUGCCGCCGACAUCUGCAGGGGAUUCAAUGCCCGGGGCGUUUCCGACCACGACCUCGGGCUUGCCCACCACGCAGUAUGUUAGCUCGGACCCUGUGCAGAAUCCGUAUGUCCAGUGGAAUACGCAGCCUCCGACAUCUGGCGCGCCAUAUGCCGCACCCGUGAGCGCGGCGAGCCAUCAACGCAAUCCUUCGGGAGACCCCAAUCUCUACGCCAACCCACCUGCUUUUAAGUAUGCGCAAAUUGACCCCAAUGUCCGGUACUCGGCGAAGCCCGCGACGGCAACUACGUACGCACCGCCUUCCAAGGCCAGUGGCCAGACAAGCGACGGCCAAUACGCCGGGGUUAGGUAUACUACAGCCCCUCAGUACUCGACCACGGCUACGAGUGGAUCACAGUAUGUUGAGAUUGCGCCGGGAAGUCGACAUACUCGUCCGGCCAGCCUCAGCGUCUCCACCAACAACCUGAGUGUUUCUGGUCCUGAUCCUAAUAACCCACCGGCCAGCCCAUUGCUAGAGGCAUACAAGGGGACAUACCAAAGCAUAUCCCCCAUGCCGUCGCCGAUCCUGAUCGCGCCUAGAGACGACGAUGUCUCUGACCUCGAACCGCUGGAUCACAGCACAGAUAGCGAACGGCGAAGAAGACGCAAGUCCAAGAAAUCCAAAGACGAAGAAGGAGGCCUCAAGGAGCCCAAGAGCGAUCGCUCUAAACGAGGAAGCAGCCGCAUACGGCAUGGACGCCACGAAUCCAGAGACUCUAGAGGCGGCGGCCCCGAUUCUGUUGCCCUGGUAUCUCCUAGCACAGACCGACGGAAAGAGGUAUCCUUCUACGAUGCCACAGACGACGCCCUCGCGCUGCGUGACGCCCUUUCGCACUCGCGAAACAUUGACACCAAAACUCUAAUCCAGGUGCUCCCUCACCUAACCAAUCACGAGAUGCUCGACCUCCGAAAGGAAUACAAGAAGCACGUUAAGAUCCACGGCAAGGGUGUCAACCUGGCCAAACACAUUCGCGUCAAAUUGGGCAACAGCGCCUUCGGCAAAGUCUGCUACGCAACCGCCCUCGGCCGCUGGGAAUCGGAAGCCUUCUGGGCAAACUGCUAUUACCAGUCUGGCUCGUCCAGACGCGAGCUCCUCAUCGAGUCCCUCUUUGGCCGCAGUAACGGCGAGAUGCGCGAGAUCAAGGAAUCCUUCAAGGACUCGCGGUACCUCGACAGUCUAGAGAAGUGCAUGAAGGCCGAGCUGAAGGCAGACAAGUUCCGCACAGCGGUCCUACUCGCGCUCGAAGAGGGCAGGCAGAGCGAGCGCGAUCCCAUUGAUGCUGAGCUUGUCCAUCGUGACGUCCAGGCUCUCCAUGCAGCUCUUGUUUCACGGAACGGUGGCGAGACGGCCAUGAUAUAUAUCAUUGUGCGCCGGAGCGACUCGCAUUUGCGCGAGGUCCUGCGCGCCUACGACAAAAUCUACCAGCGGAACUUUGCGCGGGAUAUGAUUCAGAAAUCUCAAAAUCUUGUGGGUGAAACUCUAGCACAUAUUUUGAAUGGAGCAAUCAACCGACCUAUGCGCGAUGCACUUCUUCUCCAUCAGGCUCUUCGGGAGUCCCGGUCUGGUAGAGAGAGAUCGGAGUUGUUGAUUUCCAGACUUGUUCGCCUCCACUGGGAACCGAGACAUCUUGAGAAUGUAAAGGUUGAGUUCCGGCGGCGAUAUGGCGAACGACUGGAGGAGGCUAUUGCGGAGGAAAUCUUGCCCAGUAGUGGUGGGAGUGAGUGGGGAGAGUUCUGCAUACAGUUGGCGCGCAGCUCGAAGACGCAUGCGGCAAAGAGAUGA